AUGGACAAUAACUUUGAUGAAUAUGAGCAGAUAGGUGGAAAUGACAUGAUGGUGGACGACUACGAUCAAUAUAACACUGACCGCGCCGAUGAUGUCCUGGUGUCGCCGUCGGGGUCGCCCAGUGAGACAGAGGCAUUGCCUGAGCUGCUCGCUGACGAUUAUGAAGCGAUGAAGGCGAGGUUUCUCCCAACAUUCCCCGAAAUGGAGGUAAUAGCAGAGACACACCACACUUGGCAUAUUCAGAAUUGGACGAAGCGAAUACUCUUCUUCCCUUUUGGCAACCAGAUAGCGGACUACGCCUCCUUCUACCUCGAACACGGCUAUGGCGAUGCAACCCCGGAUAAUUGGUACUCAUGUGUCUCUUUUGCGUUGGUACUGUGGAAUAAGAACAACCCUUCUGUUUACGUACCUCACUUUGCCCACCACCGAUUUACAGCUGUUGAUGGAGAUUGGGGGUUCACGCGAUUCUGUGAGCUCCGUAAAUUGUUCAACGGCUCGUUGGACGACAACAAACCCCCUGUAGUAGAGAACGAGGAGGCUUGUGUGACGGCCUAUGUGCGUGUUGUAAAAGACCCCACCGGCGUCCUUUGGCAUAAUUUCCGAGAUUAUGACUCUAAGAAGGAGACAGGCAUGGUCGGCUUGAAGAACCAAGGCGCCACUUGUUAUCUAAACUCUCUCCUGCAAUCUCUCUAUUUCACCAACUCCUUUCGAAAGGCCGUUUACCAAAUCCCCACCGAGGAGGAAGCGAAGAAGUCAAACAGCGCCUGGACAUUACAACGAUUAUUUUACUCUCUCCAGACAAGCGAAAACCCGGUAUCCACACAGGAACUCACGUCUUCUUUUGGAUGGGAAUCAAGACAGAUAUUCGAACAGCAGGAUGUCCAGGAAUUGUGUCGCAAACUGAUGGAACGUCUAGAAGAGAAGAUGAAAGGAACACCGGCGGAGAAGACCCUCUCUGACCUUUUUGUUGGAAAGACGAAAACUUAUAUAUCAUGCAUUAACGUUGACUAUGAAUCCUCGCGGAUAGAGGAUUUUUGGGAUAUCCAGCUUAAUGUACGGGGAAACAAGACCCUAGAUGACAGCUUUAAAGAUUACAUACAGGUUGAGACUUUGGAAGGCGAAAACAAAUAUGACGCCGGAAGCCCGUACGGAUUACAGGACGCUAAAAAAGGUGUUAUUUUCGAAAGUUUUCCACCUGUCUUACAUCUUCAUUUGAAACGGUUCGAGUAUGAUAUCCACCGUGAUGCAAUGAUGAAAAUCAAUGAUCGACAUGAAUUCCCGGAAGAAUUCGAUGCGUCCCCUUACCUCUCUGAAAAUGCAGACAAAUCAGAGCCUUGGGUAUAUCAAUUAUACGGUGUCCUCGUUCACAGCGGUGAUUUGAACGCUGGACACUAUUUCGCCUUUCUGCGGCCGACAAAGGAUGGCUUUUUCUAUAAGUUUGACGAUGACAGGGUCAAUAGGGCAAGCAUUCGAGAGACCCUUGAAGAUAACUAUGGAGAAGACGUCAACGAUCUUUCGAAUGGCAAUGGACUGCGUCAGCCUUUGACCAGAGCCUACUCGGCUAAGCGAUCAACGAACGCAUACAUGCUUGUUUAUCUUCGUAAAUCGAGAGUAGAUGAGUUGCUAGUGGAUGUUGUGAAAAACGACUUCCCUGCUCACCUUGAGAGAAGGAUAGCAGAGGAGCGAGCUGAGUUGAUAAGGCGGAAAAAAGAACGCGAAGAACAACAUUUAUACAUGCAUGCUGGAGUAGUAACAGACGACUCUUUUAAGCACCAUCAUGGUUUCGACCUCACGAGUUUUGAUUUACAGUCUACGGACCCUGCGGCACCCAGUAUUCACCGAAUUCUCCGUACUACUACGGUUGGGGAGUUUGCCAGCAAAUUAGCUGAAGAAAGGGGACUAACAUUAGAGCAAGUCCGCCUCUGGGUCAUGGUUAAUCGGCAGAACAAGACGACUCGGCCUGAUCAGCCAUUACGAGAUAUGAACAUGACAAUGGAGCAAGCAUUCAGUGACUUUGGCAGCAAAGGACACCCAUUCCGGAUUUGGCUUGAAAUAGGCGUGCCUGGAGUUGAUGGUAAAAUCGCCUGGCCGGAAACACGUGGAGCGAACGCUUUGACCCUAGUGUUCUUGAAAUACUUUGAUGUUCAUGCCCAAACAUUAACGGGUGUCGGCCAUGUAUUUGUACGAAAACAGUCAAAAGUGUUAGAACUCGGUAGUACCAUUCUGGAUCUCAUGAACUGGCCUCCUGGGACAUCUUUCUUAUUAUAUGAGGAGAUCAAGCAUGCUAUGAUUGAGGCUAUGAAGCCUAAGCAGACCUUUCAACAGUCGGAAAUCCAAGAUGGUGAUGUCAUAUGUUUUCAGAAAUCAGUCAGCGAUAUUGACCUGCCCCCAACUGUUAUAUAUCGCACUGCCCAACAGUAUUACGAUUUCCUCUUGAAUCGUAUUGUUGUCACAUUCGCACCCAUCGACGGAGAUAGUACCUUUAGCCUGACACUUAGUCAAAAGAUGACAUAUGACCAAUUCUCCACGAAAGUGGGAGAACAUCUGAAGGUCGACCCGACACACCUGCGAUUUGCACUCAUCUCUUCGACCACCAACAAGCCGAAGCCCUUCAUCAAACGUAAUAUUGCACAAAAUCUAGGCCAGUUGCUUCUUAGCCAAUACAAUCCCUAUGGACCUUCGAGCCAUAGAAAUGAUGCCCUCUUCUACGAAAUUUUGGAAACCAGCUUAAGUGAACAUGAAAUGAAGAAGAGCAUAAAGCUCACUUGGCUUCCUGAGGGAAUUGCUAAAGAGCAAAACUACGACAUUCUCGUUCCUAAAAAUGGGGUUGUGUUGGAUUUACUAGCCGGCCUCCAAAAGAAAGCCAACCUCAGUGAUGAAAUUAUGCCUGAUGUGCGAGUUUUCGAGGUCCAUUCCGGAAAGAUAUUCAAGGAGCUGGACGACAACUUUAGUGUAGCUGGAAUUAUGGACUACGUUACUCUCUGUGCAGAGCCAAUACCCCAAGAAGAGCUGCAUAUGGAGGAAGGCGAGUUCAAGAUCAAUGCUUUUAAUUUUGACAAAGAGCUGCAGAAGUCCUAUGGUUUCCCCUUCAAAUUUGUCGUGAAGCCAGGUGAAAUAUUCAAGGAUACGAAAGAGCGGUUAUCAAAGCGGACAGGCAUAAAGGGCAAGCAAUUUGAAAAAAUCAAGUUUGCUCUUGUCUCUCGGACUCAAUAUUCAACUCCUGUGUAUAUCGAGGAUGAUAAUGUACUUGCGGACCUCGCGAUAGACUCCGAGCAACAACUGGGUCUUGACCAUGUAAAUAAGAAUCGCAAUUUCUGGAAUCGAAGCGAGGGCUUCUUUAUUCGAUAG
Molecule: messenger RNA, 3348 nt
Organism: Ophidiomyces ophidiicola
Lineage: Eukaryota; Fungi; Ascomycota; Eurotiomycetes; Onygenales; Onygenaceae
Gene: UBP15
Product: ubiquitin-specific protease ubp15
Exons: 13
Coding region: 1-3348 (1115 amino acids)
Biological process (GO): regulation of protein stability; protein deubiquitination
Cellular component (GO): cytosol; nucleus
Molecular function (GO): cysteine-type endopeptidase activity; cysteine-type deubiquitinase activity; protein binding
Source: RefSeq, a predicted model, not a curated record